Molecule: messenger RNA, 1635 nt
Organism: Hyla sarda
Lineage: Eukaryota; Metazoa; Chordata; Amphibia; Anura; Hylidae
Product: protein SSUH2 homolog
Exons: 11
Coding region: 1-1443 (480 amino acids)
Source: RefSeq, a predicted model, not a curated record
AUGCUAGAUGAAUUAUGGUAUAACCUCUGCUCCCCAGACCCUGUAAGGAUGGCCUUGACUCCAUCUCACACCAAAUCAGACUUCGUUGACAUUGAUUUGAGCCCUCUUAAAUCCAACUCGGAAGUCGCACUGGUUCCUCAAGCCAUGGGCACAUCCAGUGGUUUAUCUCAAAAUGCCCCACUUGGAAGUCAGGGCUGCACUGUGCCCAUUCUGGUUGUCACACCUGCAAACACUGGUGCUGGCAUAGAGCAGCUUCAUCCUCCCAUCUCAGUGGAAACUAAACCAUCUGUGGUCAAUGGAAACUCAGGCAUGGUACAGACAUUCAACAAACCAGUUCAAGCCAUCCCAGAUACAACCGUGACCUCCCAGCAUUGCCCAACGGUGGAAGUGAGAGCAGUGGUCACCAAGAACUGCAACAGAGCUUCUGAUCCUGGGAACGGGGCUGUUAUUGAUGGUGGGAAGUGUCAGCCACCUCCUUCUGGCCAAUCCUCAGUGUCUCCUGAUCCCUCUUGCCCUACACAAACAGACCUCAGGGCCCUGCUGAUCACUGAAGCUGCAGCCAAACAAGCAUUUCAGGAAUAUGGUGAAAGCAAGUUUUGCUAUAGAGGCACUCCGGCCAAAGAGAUGAUAACUGAAGAACUGCAGCCAUUAAACACCUACAGGUAUUCCUUGGAAACUUUUACAGAGUCACGGACUUGUGAAUGGGUAACAGAAACAUAUACAGGUCAGCAUGUGGAUUCUAUGCAUGCUAGAUCUGCUCUCCAGCCUUCGGACAUCCCAGUUGCUGUACCUGAAAUGUUCAAAGAUGGGACUCAGAAAUUGAAAGUUCCUAAUACAUCCUCUGUGAAGGCUUGCUCACAAUGCAAAGGGAUGGGAAAGAACAUGUGUCUGAAGUGCCAUGGGACCACCCGGAUUCAGUGUAUGUGGUGUAAUGGGACUGGGAGACGUAUGCAGAUGGAGAUGUGUCAGCAGUGCUAUGGAAGCGGCGCUGAGAGCUGUAGGAUGUGUAACAACAUGGUCGCUCAGAACUGCAUUACCUGUGCUGGGAAGGGACAAAUCCUGAAAUACAUGCAGCUGAACAUCACCUGGAAGAAUAAUAAAUACCAAUAUAUAGUGGAUCAUAACUCUGAUUUCUCUUCGGAGCUCUUCAAAAAUGUCCAUGGAGAGCGGAUCUUUACAGAUGAACAGUUGACGGUUUCUCCACUGGCAGAUUUCCCAGACUCCUCUAUAAAUUGGGCUUCUCAGAAUGCUUUGGAGCAACACCGCACCCAGUUCUCCUCCUCAUGUCGUGUUCUAAGACAGAGGCAGAUCAUUGAACUUAUUCCUCUCACCAAGGUGUACUACAUCUGGAAAGGAAAUCAAUUAAACUAUUUUGUCUAUGGAAAGGAAAAGAAGGUGUAUGUAAAGAAUUACCCUGAGAAGUGCUGCUGCGCGGUCAUGUGACCUCCCUUGGCAGUUACCUAUUGCUACGUGUGUUCUCUCAUAUUUUAAUGUUUUUUUUUUUUGUUUUGUCUUCCACAUAAAAACACAGGAGGUAUAUUCCACAAGUAAAAUGUGCACAAAAUUCUGUUCUAAUAUAUGUAGAAUAUUAUUGUAGAAACCUUCCUUUAUUUUGUUUACAUUAGGUUUUCUGUG